Lichtheimia ornata is the source of this 801-nucleotide messenger RNA. RefSeq lists its product as uncharacterized. The transcript is spliced from 3 exons. Gene Ontology annotation, biological process: proton transmembrane transport; potassium ion transport. NCBI's taxonomy places the organism in Eukaryota, Fungi, Mucoromycota, Mucoromycetes, Mucorales, Lichtheimiaceae. Gene Ontology annotation, cellular component: mitochondrial inner membrane. The record is from RefSeq and is a predicted model, not a curated record. The coding region runs from base 1 to 801 and encodes 266 amino acids.
AUGCGUAUAUUUGCCAUUCCCAUCUUGCGUAAUCGCUGGGCGUAUUAUUGUCACUCGACGGCCCCUACCACAUCACAACUCACCAAAGUCGUCGACUGGUCCAGUAAAAAGUGGGAACAACUGGGAACGGCCGAUCCAACCACUUGGAAACGUAAACUGUAUGAUCGUGGCAACCACUUCAUGAACCAGCUCGAUUACCAGGAAUGGUUUCUCAAGAACGUACCCAACAAAGGCGAGAUUCAGCAUCCACCUGAAAAGGCACAUGUGCUUUAUGUGUCAUUAUUGGAUGGUCCAGCAGUUCAGCAUCAUUUGGAGCACUUGCUACAAGUCAAGGAGCCGUAUCACAAAAAGUACAUGUAUUAUUCGGCUUAUUGGGUCCCCGUUGCAUGUACAUUUGCCAUUGUUCCAUUGAUUCCCAAUAUACCACUUGCCUAUAAUUUAUUUCGUUUGUACAGUCAUUACACAGCUUAUAAGGGUGCGCAGCAUUUGAGGUCGUUACCAUUGGAUUAUGCAGAAUCACCCGAACUGGAUCGACUGCUCAAUACUCAUGAAUUCUGUACAACCAACGAGAUUCAAUUACCAUCCGAGAUUGAAGACUCAUUCAAGCAGAGUGCUAAACCCAAUCUUCAACUCUUGUUGCAAUGCGAUAUACCCGGUGUCAUUGGUUUACAAGAAAUUACCAAUCUCUCUCACCACUUCGAAUCGCCUGGGAUGGAAGUAGAAUUGAAAAGAGCUCGGUAUCAAAUGUUGGCAGAUGUUGCUCGAGAACGAUUUGCAUCCUCCUCCUCCUCCUCCUCAUAG